Molecule: messenger RNA, 1319 nt
Organism: Glycine soja
Lineage: Eukaryota; Viridiplantae; Streptophyta; Magnoliopsida; Fabales; Fabaceae
Product: UPF0496 protein At3g49070-like
Exons: 3
Coding region: 182-1258 (358 amino acids)
Source: RefSeq, a predicted model, not a curated record
CAUGGCUUUGCAGUUUGCCUUAUUAAAAGAAAGGAAAUUUUCCUCUCUCUCUCAAAAAAAAAAAAAAAACAGUGCCUCCUAAUUAACGUUCUCUCUGAGUUUUCUGUCAUUCACAACAAGAAUUCAAGCGGCAAAUUAAACCUCACUUCAUUAAGGUUCUCAUAAAGUGUCACGUUUAGGAAUGAAGAUCAAAUUGGUUCGCCGAAUCAAAAAAUUGCUUUCGUGUUCUGAAUGUAGCACCAGUUCCCCAAAUCACCAAACUUGUGUGGACGUGCGUGAGGAAUAUGCCAACACAUUCCGUACGGAGUCAUACACUGAGUUUUGGACACGUGUCCUUGCAUAUUCCAAGGAUGAAUCCUCUACUUGUUUGUCUAGAGAGUCCACCACUUCGGCCAGGCUUCCCUCUUACCGUUUGUUUGCGGAGCAUCUCUUGGACCCAGAUCAGUCCACGGUUACUCGGGCCCUAUCAGAAGCCCAAUGUCGGCCCAUAAUCCAUUCUCUCUUGUCUGACUAUUUUGCACACACUGCUAAUGCUUCUCUUCUUUGUAGUCAUCUAUUAAAGGAAAUUGAUCGUGUACGUGUGAAGUAUAGGUCACUCAAGACCAUCCUUCAAUGUGUUCCAACUAAUCAAAUUCCUUCCCCAAUGAUAAUGAUACAUUUAACUGAAUUUUCCAACUUCUUGAACCCGUUUGGCGCAUCCAGCUCGCCGUCGGCCCGGAUUCGGGCUACCCAAUGCCAAUGCUCUGACUUGCAAAAGCGGCUUGAGUCAAGUCGUGACAAGGCGCGAGCCAAGCUUCAAUUAGUUGCUAGGUUAAAAUGUGGCUCGGCUUGCCUUUUUGUGGUAAUUACAGCUUCAUUUGUUGUGAUUCUUGUGACUCAUGGCUUUGCAAUGAUUGUGGCUGUGUCGGGAUUGGCUUCCAUGAAUUUGGCUUCAGAAAGGAAGUUGGCUAAAGUGACAUCUCAACUUGAUGCAGCCACGAAAGGAACUUAUAUAGUUAAUAAGGACUUGGAGACAACAAGUCGACUUGUGGCUAGACUAAAUGACGAGUUAGAGUACAUGAAAACAACAAUGAGAUUUUGGCUUGAGAGAAAAAAGGAUAAGUUUCAAGCCGAUGGUGAAGUGAUGCGCUUGUUGAAGAAGAACCAAUGUAGUUUUAGCGAUCAAUUGGAUGAGUUGGAAGAACAUUUGUUUUUAUGUUUUAUGACUAUUAAUAGGGCUAGAGACCUUGUGUUGAACCAGAUCACUAACUCAACUUGAUCCUAUACUAAAGUGUCAUAUAAUGAUUAACUAAUGAAUUAUUUACUCAUUUAGUUUUCAA